Messenger RNA from Rhea pennata, 2031 nucleotides. RefSeq names its product solute carrier family 6 member 5 (gene SLC6A5). The transcript has 16 exons. The record is from RefSeq and is a predicted model, not a curated record. NCBI's taxonomy places the organism in Eukaryota, Metazoa, Chordata, Aves, Rheiformes, Rheidae. Gene Ontology annotation, cellular component: plasma membrane. Gene Ontology annotation, biological process: synaptic transmission, glycinergic; sodium ion transmembrane transport; glycine import across plasma membrane. Gene Ontology annotation, molecular function: glycine:sodium symporter activity. Bases 247 to 2031 code for a protein of 594 amino acids.
AAAAUUCCCGCUUUACAAAGCACAGACGGGGACGCUAACCUAAACCUUAGUAAGAGCACACUGGAGCGAAACAAUGCCAAAGGCGCCUGGGUGACCUUGAGCCAGAGUACCGUGGUGUUGGGCACAGAUGGCAACACUUCUGUUCUUCCUGGCAGAGUCGAAGGGGUAACCGCGCCUGAAGACGAUGUAGGGGAUGAAAAUAAAGCCCGAGGGAACUGGUCUAGCAAGCUGGAUUUCAUCCUGUCCAUGGUGGGUUAUGCAGUGGGGCUGGGCAAUGUCUGGAGGUUCCCGUACCUGGCCUUUAAGAAUGGGGGAGGUGCGUUUCUCAUCCCCUAUUUGAUGAUGUUGGCUCUAGCGGGGAUCCCCAUUUUCUUCCUGGAAGUCUCCCUGGGGCAGUUUGCUAGUCAGGGGCCCGUGUCUGUCUGGAAAGCCAUCCCCGCCUUGCAAGGCUGUGGCAUUGCAAUGCUGAUCAUCUCUGUUCUAAUAGCCAUAUAUUACAAUAUUAUUCUGUGCUACACACUUUUCUACCUUUUUGCAUCCUUUGUACCUGUGCUACCUUGGGCUUCCUGUAAUAAUCCCUGGAACACGCCUGACUGUAAAGAUAAAAACAAACUUUUGUUAGAUUCUUGCAUAGUUGGUGACCAUCCAAAAAUACAAAUCAAGAACUCUACCUUUUGUAUGAGUGCCUAUCCAAACUUGACUAUGGUUAACUUCACCAGUGAAGGAAACAAAACGUUUGUCAGUGGGAGUGAAGAAUACUUCAAGUACUUUGUAUUGAAGAUUUCAGCAGGGAUUGAAUAUCCUGGUGAGAUUAGAUGGCCCUUGGCACUGUCUCUUUUUCUAGCGUGGGUGAUUGUAUAUGCCUCCCUUGCUAAAGGAAUCAAGUCAUCAGGAAAAGUGGUGUACUUUACAGCUACAUUCCCCUACGUAGUUCUCGUCAUCCUUCUAAUAAGAGGAGUAACCCUGCCAGGAGCUGGAGCUGGAAUCUGGUACUUCAUCACACCGAAGUGGGAGAAGCUAAUUGAUGCAAUGGUUUGGAAAGACGCUGCCACACAGAUUUUCUUCUCCUUAUCUGCAGCGUGGGGAGGCUUAAUUACUCUCUCUUCUUACAACAAAUUCCAUAAUAAUUGCUACAGGGACACAUUGAUAGUCACAUGCACCAACAGUGCCACGAGCAUAUUUGCAGGCUUUGUCAUCUUCUCGGUUAUUGGCUUCAUGGCGAAUGAGCUCAAAGUAAACAUUGAAGCUGUGGCAGACCAAGGGCCUGGGAUUGCUUUUGUGGUCUACCCAGAAGCUUUAACUAGGCUUCCUCUCUCUCCAUUCUGGGCUAUAAUAUUCUUUUUGAUGCUUUUGACACUUGGAUUGGACACUAUGUUUGCCACUAUUGAGACUAUAGUGACCUCUGUUUCGGAUGAGUUUCCCAAAUACUUACGUACACACAAGGCACUGUUCACUCUUGGGUGCUGCAUUUCCUUUUUCGUCAUGGGAUUUCCUAUGAUCACUCAGGGUGGAAUGUACAUGUUACAGCUUGUGGACACUUAUGCAGCUUCUUAUUCUCUUGUCAUCAUUGCCAUCUUUGAGCUUGUUGGAGUUUCCUAUAUAUAUGGAUUGCAAAGAUUUUGUGAAGAUAUAGAGAUGAUGAUUGGAUUCCAGCCAAGCAAAUUCUGGAGAGUCUGUUGGGCAUUUGUGACCCCCACUAUUUUAACAUUUAUUCUCUGCUUCAGCUUUUACCAAUGGGAACCAAUGACUUAUGGAGCUUAUCACUAUCCAGGCUGGUCCAUGGUACUCGGAUGGCUGAUGCUGGCCUGCUCGGUUAUUUGGAUCCCAAUUAUGUUUGUGAUAAAAAUGCAUCUAGCACCCGGCAAAUUUAUUGAGCGACUCAAGCUGGUGUGCUCUCCACAGCCUGACUGGGGUCCGUUUUUGGCCAAGCACCGUGGUGAACGUUACAUGAACAUGGUUGAUCCACUGGGAACCUCCUCCCUGGGACUUAAGCUGCCAGUGAAGGAUAUAGAACUGGGGACCCAAUGCUGA